This is a messenger RNA of Trichosurus vulpecula (common brushtail), 381 nucleotides long. It is a transcript of the gene FIGLA, whose product is annotated as folliculogenesis specific bHLH transcription factor. The record is from RefSeq and is a predicted model, not a curated record. NCBI's taxonomy places the organism in Eukaryota, Metazoa, Chordata, Mammalia, Diprotodontia, Phalangeridae. Gene Ontology annotation, molecular function: RNA polymerase II transcription regulatory region sequence-specific DNA binding; protein dimerization activity; DNA-binding transcription factor activity, RNA polymerase II-specific. The annotation marks the transcript as partial. Gene Ontology annotation, biological process: developmental process; regulation of transcription by RNA polymerase II. The transcript has 2 exons.
CAGCUGCUGCUCUCUCCGCCUGGCCCUUUACCUUUCCAGGCCACUCCCCGGGCUGAGGUGCUGGAGGAGGUGCUGAGGGAGCAGUUUGGGACCCGGCCCCAGUUAGCAGCCAUCAGCCGGAUGAAGAGGCAGCCGUCGGGCGCCUACACGUCCACCGAGGACUUGAAGGAGGUGCUGGAGAGGCGGCAGGUGGCCAACGCCAAGGAACGAGAGCGGAUAAAAAAUCUGAAUCGUGGAUUUUCCAAAUUGAAGGCCAUUGUGCCACUCCUUCCCAAAGACAGGAAGCCCAAUAAAGUUGACAUUCUUAAAACUGCAACCGAAUAUAUUCGCCUUCUCCGUGAGAUUUUAGAAGAUACCAAAGACUUUGAGGUAAAGGUAUGA